CCCACACCCUGACCAUGAAAACACACACCAAAUCAUUUAGUCUUAGUUCUUCCCGCCCCUCUCUGCCCCAGAUAUCUAAUCCUGAGCACAUGUGUGGAGCCAGAGACGGACAAGAGUUGAAGAGAGAGGCCAAACAAAGCUGCCUGUAUAGUAUCCUGUACCCAUCUUCUACUCUCAGAAAGAACUGAAUUGGACAACGGGGAGAGGAAAUACAAUCAAACUACCUUGUGGACCAUCAAAAUUCCUUUCAUUGGAUUAAGGUGAAAGGUCUCCUGGCGGUCGUGUGGAAGUGCUGUAUCCCAGUUUGUCGCUCCACAAGCCACAAGAUCCGAAGUCAACAUGUGUACGGGGAAAUGUGCCCACUGCAUUGGAGUGUUUCUGUACCCCUUAGCGCUCACCUCGAUCAUCUGUAACAUUAUCCUUUUCUUCCCUGGCUGGGAUGUGCAGUACGCCAAAGAUGGACACAUAACCGAGGAGGUGAAGUACAUGGGUGGCCUUAUCGGCGGGGGCAUCAUGGUGUUAAUACCUGCAAUCCACAUACACCUGACAGGAAAGCAAGGCUGCUGUAACAACCGUUGUGGGAUGUUCCUGUCAAUUGCAUUUGCUGCUGUUGGGGUCGCUGGCGCCCUCUACAGUUUCAUUGUGGCCAUGCAUGGUUUGAUCAAUGGGCCACUCUGUAGAGUAGGAUUCAUUUGGAUGACUCCUUUUAAAGACAAUGAAGAGAGCUACCUUAACAACCAGAACAAGUGGUUUGUGUGUACUGCACCUGAGAAAGUGGUAGAGUUCAACAUAGGACUGUUUAGCACACUAGUGGCGGUAAGUGCAGUGCAGACGAUACUGUGCUCCAUCCAGAUGAUCAAUGGCCUCUUCGGUUGCCUCUGUGGCACCUGCAAAUCUAAAGGGCCGCUGUAGUAUCCUGGUGCUAUGAGGAUGUGGAUCAACUCUUACCUGGAAAUAUGAUGACUUGCGCCCUCUUGUGGCAGAGUAGGAAAGAAGCGCCAACACCUGAUGAUCUUCAUUCUGCGAAGGGACACUUGAAAUACAAAAAGUGGUUAUCUACUGUAGAAGCUUUUAUACAUAUGAUUACUGGGGGGGGGGGGGGGGGGUAGAUUAAACAGAUAAUUGGCAGAUGCUAUGUACUUAAUUGUGCCAUGUACAGUUUCUAUAGAUUAAACAGCAUUUCAAAAGAUAAAUACUCACUGCUACAGAUCAUUGUGUACGUAUACAUCAAUAGCUACAAUUAUUUGUAAGUCUAGAAUCAAUAAAUAUGAUUUUAAAAAUGUUUUGGUACUGUGGCCAUUUCCUUAUGAAUACUGUAGCCUGUUGUGUCAAAUUGCUAUUGAAUCUGUGUAACUUCUCUACAUCACAUUAAAAUUGCUGUGAGAUUUCUGUCA
Molecule: messenger RNA, 1394 nt
Organism: Clupea harengus (Atlantic herring)
Lineage: Eukaryota; Metazoa; Chordata; Actinopteri; Clupeiformes; Clupeidae
Gene: tm4sf21a
Product: transmembrane 4 L six family member 21a
Cellular component (GO): membrane
Source: RefSeq, a predicted model, not a curated record